UGUGCAGACGUAUAUAGCGGCGCUCCCUGCUCUUGCCCUGUCUCUAUCCUCUGGGAGGCGUGAUAGAGGGUGGUGGUGGUGGUGGGCGCAGCAGUGGAGGUGGCAGGCGCAGGCGGGGAUACCCUGGGGCAGGUGGUGAGGCGCGGCGCCCCGGCCACCGCCGCCAUGUACCGCAGGAUCCGCUCCUGGGUCAUUGACGACCACGAACAGCUUCUCUUCCGCACCUUCCCGCUCCUCAAGAAGGUGGAGAAUGUGCGCCUACUAGACAGGUUCAGCAACCGCAAGUCGACGGGGACGCUGUACCUCACCGCCACGCACCUCAUCUUCGUAGAUCCUGACGCCAAGAAGGAAACAUGGAUCCUGCACAUGCACAUCUCUGGGGUGGAGAAGCUGCCGCUAUCAACACAAGGCUCCCCGCUGCAGGUGCGCUGUAAGACCUUCCUCUCCGUCACCUUCGUCAUCCCUAAGGAGAGGGACUGUCACGACAUCUACACCUCCCUCCUCCAGCUCUCCCAGCCAGUGCACCUGGCGGACCUGUACUGCUUCCACUACACCGCCAGCAACGAUGAUAUAGACAAGCGCAGCGGCUGGGACCUCUACAACCCCGCGGCCGAGUACCACCGGAUGGGCGUCCCCUGCGAGGCUUGGUCUCCCACCACACUCAACCACAACUAUGAGAUCUGUGACACCUACCCCCAGGAGCUCUAUGUUCCUGCCUCAGCUCCCACUAAAGUCAUUCUCAGCAGCUCCAAGUUUCGCAGCAAGGGCCGCUUUCCAGUUCUUUCCUACCUCCAUAAGAACAAGGCAGCAUUGUGUCGGUCAUCACAGCCACUGUCAGGCUUCAGUGCUCGGUGUGAAGAAGAUGAAGAAUUGUUGGAUUGCAUCCUCGGGUCCAAUCCAAAUUCCUCAUAUAUGGUUGUUGUUGACACUAGACCAAAGAUUAAUGCCAUGGCCAACCGUGCGGCUGGCAAGGGGUAUGAGAAUGAAGCAUAUUAUGAAAAUAUAAAAUUCCACUUCUCAGGCAUUGAGAAUAUACAUGUAAUGAGAGCAUCUUUAGCCAAACUAAUUGAAACAUGCCAGCUUGUGACUCCUUCAAUGGGCGGGUUUAUUGGGGGCGUUGAGUCAUCAGGCUGGCUGAAGCAUGUGCGCUCAGUGUUGGAUACUGCUGCUUUCAUCACCAAUUCUAUGGUGGAAGGCAUAAGUGUUCUGGUACACUGUUCUGAUGGAUGGGACCGUACAGCACAAACAUCAGCAUUGGCUCAGCUGCUACUCGAUCCAUACUACCGUACCACACAAGGAUUCCAGAUAUUGAUUGAAAAGGAAUGGCUAGCAUUUGGUCACAAGUUUACAGAUCGUUGUGGACACAUCCAAGGGGACAGUAAAGAGGUAUCUCCUAUCUUCACCCAGUUUAUUGACUGUGUAUGGCAGCUGCAGCAGAUCCUGCCUUCAGCAUUUGAGUUUAAUGAGAGAUACCUGCUUGUCCUUCACGACCAUGUGUAUUCAUCCCAGUUUGGAACCUUCAUUGGUAACUGCCAGAAAGACAGAAUUGACCUAAGAUUAGCAGACAGAACAUACUCACUGUGGGGCUACUUGAGAUGCCACCAAAGUGAGCACAAGAAUCCUCUCUAUCGAAAAGAUUCUACUGCUGAUGUUCUGCGACUCAAUCUCUGUCCUCAAAGUGUCAGGUUUUGGAGAGGGAUGUACAACCGGUUUGAGAAUGGUAUUCACCCACGAGAGCCACUGGGAGAUGUGCUGGCUGCCACCACUGAGCAUACUCAAGCACUCAAUGACCAAGCUGAUUUCCUCACCAAGCGCAUCACAUGGCUUAAAAAUGAACUUGAGAGAAGAGGACAAAACGCAGUCAAGAAGGGUGCCGGCACUCAUUUUGACAACCGCAUUUUGGAUGAUGCAGAGCAGAAUGGCGAGGACAAGGUAGACAGUAUAGGCGUGCUGGGAAUGCGUGAAGUAGAAGAAUCUUUGGUGUCUGUAGGUGCUCUGACAGUCUCCAACUCGGCAGAGUCCAAUGUUACAUCAGAAAAGAUUGCCCCCGACUCCAACUUCAUCAACCCCUCACAUUUCAUACAUAGUGGCAAAUUGUUUAUGAACCAGUUGUUGUCAUACCAAGCCGAGCUGGCAGUCUCUCCAAACUUGUCUUCUGUGGCACUCGACUGGAAGACCUUCAGGAAUGUGCGAGAAUGUUCUUGUUCGACUCCCUUUGACCACUUCAGUCGCAAGCACCACUGCUGGAGGUGUGGAGAAGUGUUCUGCACUCGAUGCAUAGACAAGAAAGCCGCUCUCCCUGGUCACCUUAGUCAGCAGCCAGUACCUGUGUGCAGACCAUGCUAUAAGGAUGUUACACGCUCGAUUUCUGUUGAUACCCCAUAGACUGCAACGUAGGACCUCUUUUUCGGUGAUGUCGGGCAUCAGCCGAUUUAUACAUUGAUGUAAAUUGUUAUCCACCAAAUAUUUUGUAUUGUAGGAACAGAUGGGUUUUGCAGGGGACUAGACAAUUUUUGACUAAAUAAAUAUUGAGCUACCAAUAA
Messenger RNA from Procambarus clarkii (red swamp crayfish), 2543 nucleotides. RefSeq names its product Myotubularin related protein 6 (gene Mtmr6). Gene Ontology annotation, cellular component: membrane; cytoplasm. The record is from RefSeq and is a predicted model, not a curated record. NCBI's taxonomy places the organism in Eukaryota, Metazoa, Arthropoda, Malacostraca, Decapoda, Cambaridae. Gene Ontology annotation, biological process: phosphatidylinositol dephosphorylation. Gene Ontology annotation, molecular function: phosphatidylinositol-3-phosphate phosphatase activity; phosphatidylinositol-3,5-bisphosphate phosphatase activity; metal ion binding.